This is a messenger RNA of Raphanus sativus (radish), 2840 nucleotides long. RefSeq names its product extra-large guanine nucleotide-binding protein 2. Gene Ontology annotation, molecular function: G-protein beta/gamma-subunit complex binding; guanyl nucleotide binding; GTPase activity. Gene Ontology annotation, biological process: G protein-coupled receptor signaling pathway. The record is from RefSeq and is a predicted model, not a curated record. Bases 180 to 2699 code for a protein of 839 amino acids. The transcript is spliced from 7 exons. NCBI's taxonomy places the organism in Eukaryota, Viridiplantae, Streptophyta, Magnoliopsida, Brassicales, Brassicaceae.
CGGGGACACACAGACAAGAAAAGAAAAGAAGAGAGGAAAAAAACAAAAGAGAAAGUCUUCCCUCUUAGUCCAAUGGUUCGUCUUCUACUAACUGAGAGAUAAAUCAUCUGUCUCUCUAUAACUCCUUAAUCCCCGAGAAAAACAACAACAACCUCUUUCUAUACGAAUUAGGUAAGAAGAUGGCUGCUGUUUUAAGAAAGUUAUUACUACCUUUAGCAUCAUCAUCACCGAUUCCUAAAAACGAUGAUCACCACGAUAGCAGUGACGAAGACGAUAGUAAUAGUUUUCAAAUUGAUUAUUCAUUUGCCAACGAGUACAAAGGUCCUCUUAUCGCUAAUCUCCCACGAGCUGUUCCUGUCGAACUCGAUCAGAUUCCGACCGCUCUUCCCGUUUCCUUCACUUCCUUGUCGCGUGGUGUCUCUUACCCUGUGGUCCAACCUCUCGUUAGGACUAGUAAGGUUACCAAGAAGAAGAAGAACGGUUUGGUUGAUGAUUCUGUAGCUUCUUGUCCUAGUGUGGUCUUAAAGCCGCAUCAUGUGGUUUCUGGCUCAUCCUCCUCAUCAUCAUCAGCGGCAGAAGUAAGAGAAAUUACAUUAGACUCUGAUGGUGAGGAUUGUUCCAUUGGAGGAAAUGGGAACCGUGUGAGAUUCGUUGAACCACCGAGUCAAGGAGGCGAUGAAAGCUCUUACUUUUACGAUGAGGAGAGUGUGGCUGCUGCUCCAACGCCUAGAGCCGAGAGGAGAGGUAAAAAAGGGUCGUGCUACCGAUGCCUGACGGGGAACAGGUUCACCGAGAAGGAAGUCUGCAUCGUCUGCCACGCCAAGUACUGUUUCAACUGCGUGCGUCGCGCUAUGGGUGCCAUGCCUGAAGGAAGGAAGUGCGUGACUUGCAUUGGUCUCCGUAUCGAUGAGUGCAAGAGAGUGAGUCUGGGAAAGUGUUCGAGAAUGCUGAAGCAGCUUCUCACGGGUUCAGAGCUUAAACAAGUCAUGAGUGACGAGAUGUCCUGCAGGGCGAAUCAGAUGCCUUCGCGGCUUAUCGCUGUGAAUGGGAAGCCUUUGGAUGAAGAUGAGCUUUUCAUGUUGCAGAAUUGUCCAAAUCCACCCAAGAAGCUAAAACCUGGAGACUAUUGGUAUGAUAAGGUUGCUGGAUAUUGGGGAAAGGUAGGAGAGAAACCUUGUCAGAUUAUAAGUUCUAAUAUAAAUAUAGGAAGUGGUCAUAUCAAGAAGGAAGCAAGCAAUGGUGACACUGAGAUUUGUAUUAAUGGCCGGGAAAUAAGCAAGACAGAGCUCAUGAUGCUCAAGGUGGUGGGGGUGCAAUGUGAAGGAAAGCCUCACUUUUGGGUUGAUGCAGAUGGAAGUUACCGAGAAGAAGGUCAGAACCGUCUCAUUGGUAACAUUUGGAAAAAGAAAAGAGCUAAGCUUGCGUGUGUUGUGCUCUCUCUGCCAAUUCCCCUGACUUCAUCUACUGUAGAACCCAAUGUUGAGCCCAUAUCUAAUAAGAAAAUGCUUAGCAAGCUUCUUCUGGUUGGUAACGACACCUGUGGCGCCACUACUAUUUAUAAACAAGCAAGGUCUCUCUAUGGAAUCCCAUUCUCUGAAGACGACCGUGAAAGAAUCAAAUUCAUAAUCCAAACAAAUCUCUAUGCUUAUCUGGCCAUGGUUCUUGAGGCACACAAAAGAUUUGAAGAAGAGAUGAACAAUAACCACCAAACAGAAGAUGAGAUCACUGCUAUAACUGUUAGCACAAUCAACCCAAGACUAAAACAUUUUGCAGAUUGGCUUCUGAAAGAAAAGGAAGACGGAAACCUCAAGAUAUUUCCAGCAUCAAGCCGGGAGAAUGCGCAAACAGUUGCAGAUCUAUGGAGAGUACCAGCCAUUCAAGACACUUACAAGCUACUUCGUGAUACACUUCCAAGAAACGCUGUUUAUUUUCUUGAACGAAUUCUUGAGGUCUCGAGAUCAGAAUACGAACCUUCUGAUAUGGACAUAUUGCAAGCGGAAGGACUCUCGUCUAUGGAAGGACUUUCUUGUGUGGAGUUCUCAUUGCCAUCAGCCACUCAAGAAGUCUCUCUUGAUACAGAUGAUCAACAUGAUCCAAACAUGAAGUACCAACUGAUCCGGCUAAAUCCGAGAAGACUUGGAGAAAAUUGGAAAUGGCUAGAAAUGUUUGAAGAUGCUGACUUGGUGAUAUUCUGCGUCUCGCUAACAGAUUAUGGAGAGUACAUACAAGACUGUGACGGCGUUCUUGUGAACAAAAUGAUUGCAAACAAACAGCUCUUCGAGAGAACGGUGACUCACCCAAGCCUAGCUAACAAAAGGUUCCUACUAGUUCUAACCAAAUUUGAUCUCUUACAAGACAAAAUCGAGGAGGUUCCUCUAAAAACAUGCGAGUGGUUCAAAGACUUCAACCCGUUGAUCAGUCAGAACCAGACGAGCAGACACAACCCUCCGAUGGCUCAGCGUGCUUUCCAUUACGUUGGGUUUCAGUUCAAGAGGCUGUAUGAGUCACUGGUGGGACCCUUGUCGAUGCGUGGAAGGACGUUUAGACCGAAGCUGUUUGUUUCCCAAGUGAGCUUGGAGAGCGAUAGUGUAGACAGUGCACUGAAGUACGCGAGAGAGAUUCUCAAGUGGCAUGUUGAAGAAACGUCCAUGAUCCAAGAAACGUCAACUACUAGCAUCGAUGCCAGCUUAUCCUCUUGAUUCUUUUCAUAUUGUGAAAGUUUGUAUGUAUGAUUUGUGUGUACAAUAGUUAAUCUUCAAGAGUAGGAGAAGAAAUAUACAUGUACAUUUUUUUCUGAAGAAAAAAAGAGAAAUAAAGGGAUUACAGUUGAAGUUUCAGUC